This is a messenger RNA of Caenorhabditis remanei, 324 nucleotides long. RefSeq lists its product as uncharacterized. Bases 1 to 324 code for a protein of 107 amino acids. NCBI's taxonomy places the organism in Eukaryota, Metazoa, Nematoda, Chromadorea, Rhabditida, Rhabditidae. The transcript is spliced from 2 exons. The record is from RefSeq and is a predicted model, not a curated record.
AUGCGAAUCAAACUCAAUGCCUUAGAUGAAAUAAAAAGACCCACUCUACUGCACAAACACGUGGCCAAAAUCAACGAUAUCUUCAUCAGAAAGCAGAUUCAUGCGGCUAAAGGAGACCUUGAAACCACUCCAUAUUGGCUUCAGAUGCAGAAUGAGGGUUUCCGCGAAGAGGCUGGGUUCUUCAUUUCACAUAAGACCCAGGAUGGAGCCCGAAGAAAGCAAGUGGGUAGAGGUGUUGUAAACACAACUGGCUGUGGUUUUAAUAUAUUUAUUAAAGAAGAUAGAAUAGACGCUCUCCCCUGGGCUUUUAUACCAAGAACAUAG